CCAGAGGGUCUCAUAACACGGAGUCCAACGACCGUGGCGCGCUCGCUGUCGCCGUUUGACAAACACCGAAAAUAAAUAAACGACUUCGUGCUUUGACAGGAAGCAAACCGAAGGUGCAGAAGUCUGGUACAGAGCAAUGAUAGGUUGAUGAGUACUGGUUAAGCUAAAGUGCAGUGAAUACUACUGUGUUUUUCCUUUUGAAGUUGACCCUGGUGUUCUCUAAGGUCCAGAUUCCUCCAUUGGAAACGAUCCAGAUAGGGUCCUACCACUGUUCCAUUGGGAUAUUUACAUAAAAGAUGUCUCUUUAAUGAAUGCUCCACAACUUCAAGAUGAGAGUUACUUGCGCUCUUACAAUUCUAUUAUCCAUUCUCAUAGUAACCUGCGCCUUCGAUGAAGACUUUGAUUUUCCUCAGGAUCUGGGCUCACAGCUAGACAAUUUUGGCUCAAAUUGGAACGCCCCCUACCAAAAUUUCAUCGCACGGUCCGGUAAAGUCUUCCAUCUAGUUGUUCCUAAAAACAUUUUCGGAAAAAAUGCAACGAUAUUCGAGGCAAAAGUAGAAGGUGGAAAAUCCCUACCAAAUUGGUUAGACUUCAGUAAGAUUCGUGCUGAGUUUGAAGGAGUUCCAUUAGAUGGUGAUGUAGGCAGUAUUGACAUAACUAUUAGAAAUGUGAAUGGCGAUAAACGUUUAUUUAAGAAUAUAGUAAUAGAUGUUCUACAUUCAUCAGUCCCGUUGGAUUUGAUCAGAAAAUGUUCAACUUCAGAAGACAUCACCUUUCUUACAAUACUCAUCGAUAAAAGGACUGAAGCUAUCAAGCCUGAUCAAAGAGUAGAGGCUAUAACUAAUAUCUCUCAGUUUUUUGGUAUACCAUAUAGUGCCUUCACAUUAAAAACAUUGAAAGAAAAAGAUGACCUCUCGGACAAUUCUGUCAUUGUGGCGGGACCAGGAAAUAUUAAGGAACGAACUUCACCUGUAACUUCUGUACUCGAAGUUCCUGUAGGUUGUGACUGGACGAUUUUACCUCAAUAUACUGCUUUAGUUCACAAAGUGAAGAAGCAAGCCAAAGAUGGAACUAUAUCCGAAGUUAUCAGAUUGCCUAUAAUCGGAUGGAGGGUUAAAGUUCGUAAAAAUAAAGCUCACAGAGAAAGGAGACAGGCUUUGGAGCCAGAUAUAGGUAGUGGUGAAUAUGAUGGUGACUACUACGAUGACUAUGAAGAUGCUGAUGACUAUGAGGAAGAAGGUGGGGUAGUUACAGAACUCCCUAAAAUUACCUCAACCACAACUCAGCCUACAAACCCUACCACAUCAUCUAAAAUAAAUGUAGAGACCACAAGUGCUCAUCCUCAUAGACAUCAUCAUGGUGAAGCGAAAAAAGAUGAAAAUAUGCCCAGUUGGCCAAUUGUAGAUGAUAAUUCUUUGGGAAAUGAUGAUAUAAUACCUCUCACAUCACCUGAAGUGCCUAAAACACCUUCGACAACAAGAGGAACAACCACUGCCACUAAAACUACAACAUCAACAACUAGUACAGAAAAGCCAACAUCAACAACUAUAAAAUUACAGUUUCCAAAAACGAUCGACAUAUAUGAGAAUAAUUAUGAAAAUUAUAAAGAUUACGAAGAUGAAGAUGAUGAUGACGAUGAGGAUAUUGAUGAUGUUGGUGAAGUUGAAAGUCAAACAAUUAUCCCUAUUUCCAAAACUCCUAGUAGAACUACAACCAGUACUACUACUAUGAGUACUAUUACUACAGAUGAAAUGGUCAUAGAAGAAGAUCCAGUAUUUGAAAAAGGUUCAACGAACGAAGAUUCAAUCGAAAAGCAUUUGUAUAGUGUAGACUCGGAAACAACUGAUACAACAACCAUGAAAACAACUAUUCCAGUAAAAACUACUGAGAUUGAAAUAAAUAUUCCUACAACUACACUGUUGUUAACCACUAGCACCACACCUUCAACAACAAUCUCAACAACGACUACUCCAACAACCACUACAACUUCAACAACUACUACUACGCAAAAAAUUACAACUACUACUCCAACUACCACAACUACUCCAACAACUACAACUACUGAAGCAACAACAAUCACUACUACACCAUCAACUACAACUACAACUCCUUCAACAACUACAACUACUCCAGUAACUACAACUACUUUAACAACUACUACUUCGACUACUACUACGAGUACUACCACAACACCAGCUCCAACAACUAAAGCAACAACAGAAAUUCUUGAAGAGACAGAACAGACCACCCCUACUAAACAAACUACUUUGAGACAUAUUUCAAGUACUUCUACAGCUAUUACCACAUUCUCAGAGAAAGAAAAUGAAGUCAAAAAUGAACCCCCAUAUAUAGAAAACGUAUUGAAAAGGUUGAAUGUGGUGGCUGGAAAAAUUUUCCGAUUCGUGAUUCCUGAAGCUACUUUCAGGGAUUCUGAAGAUAAUUAUGAUCUAAAACUGGAAUUCUUAGACAUUAACGAAAAUCCAGUCACGCCAAAUUCAUGGUGUCAAUUCAAUCCACAUCGAAGGGAAAUUUAUGGGCUACCCCUAGAUGAUCAUGUUUCCAAAUGGCAAUACUUUGUCAGAGCAAUAGACAGGGAUGGAGCUUACGUCCAAGAUAAUUUAACUAUAUAUGUGCAGCAACACAAAUUGCAACGUGCGUUUAACCUCGAUUUCUCUCUUGAAAUACGCAUCGAAAAGAAGGAAGAAUUCAAGCAUUAUAUAGACUGGUCGUUAAAAACCUUGAGGGCAUUAGGAAGGAUCUAUAAUACGAAUAUGUCAGAAAUUACAGUAAGGAAAGUGAGUUACAAGACGCAACCUGUUGUCUUCACUUGGAGCAACGAUUCAUUACCGACAAGCUAUUGUCCUAAAAAUGAAAUUGAGAAGCUGUUUAAGAUUCUUACAGCCAAUGAUAGAGGAGAUCCUUCUCAGGAAUUAAACAACGCUGUUACUCCUGAACUAAGAGUAAAAAAAGUAUCUUAUUAUGGAAUUGGGGUAUGUGAAGAAUUGAACACACCAAUUGCACCUCCUGUCAAUUAUCCACCUAUAUUGAGAAAUCCUGUCAAUCGGAUCAAUGCUACUGUUGGAGAAUUAUUAGUUUUUAGAGUUCCUAAGGAUACAUUUUAUGAUCCAGAAGACUUGGAUACUUUGUCUUUGAAUUUGACUCUCCUCACUGGAGAUCGCCAAGAAAUUCCUGCACAUAAUUGGUUGCAAUUUGACUCGAAAAAUAGGGAAUUCUUUGGAAUUCCUAGAAAAACAAGCAGAAGUGAAUACCAGCUUGUUUGUGUCGAUAGUGGGGGACUUCCUGUGAUAGAUAGCUUAGAAGUUGUAGUUUUUCCUGCUCCAAAAGUACCUUACAAUGUUGAAUUUAGUAUGACUGUUGAAACUUCUUAUGAUGCCUUUGUUGACAAUCCUAUAAUUCAAAAGAAAUUUGUCGACAAGUUGAUGGAAAUCUUUGAAGACCGCAAUGCUAGUCAUAUACAAUUUCUACCUUUCAAACAGAAACAACAUUCUGUUAUAGUUACUUGGUAUAAUAAAACUUUACCAAGUGACAAAUGCCCUCAAGAACAAAUCAACAAACUUGAAUCGAUGAUGAAAAAUGAAGAAAGGGGCAUAUCUAACAGGGUUCACGCUAUAAUGGAGCCCGAUUUUCAAGUAUCCACCAUAAAAGUCUUGCCAAUGUCAGUCUGCAAACUACAUAAGCGAAAAUAUCACCAUCCGAAACCGAUGCCAGAUGAUAGAAUUGUUAUUGACGAAUCUGCUCAAACAACUUCUAGUUCAGAUGAAUAUCUUUUAACUUUUAUAGUUCCUGUAGUUGUUAUUUCAAUAAUGACUUUCUUCGCUAUUUUAGCAGCUUGUAUUCUCUAUCGUAGAAGGAGAACUGGAAAAAUGAAUGUUUUAGAAGAAGGACGUCAAAGUAAUGGUAAUAAAGGUAUUCCAGUGAUAUUUCUAGAAGAGCUGGAUGAAAAGCCGGAAGCUGGCACCAAAGCGCCAAUAAUAUUAAAAGAUGAAAAACCUCCGUUGGCACCCCCUGAGUAUAGCAAAAGUGGCUCAUUAAAAUUUACUGAUGAUUCUGAGCCUUAUCACCCACCUCCUCCUUUCACUAGAACUCAAGAUAAUGGCAAACAAUCUAGGCCUAAACCUGCACCGACGUACAGGAAACCUCCACCUUAUGUGCCUCCUUAACAAUUACAGUUCACGUUUUUUCAGCAAUAAUUCAACAUCGUGUCAACAAAUUUGAAAUGAUUCUAAUAUCUUUGAUUGCCAAAUGUUGACUUAAGUAUGUAUUGGUACUUAAAUAUGAAAUUCAAUUGAAUAGACAUUUGGCACAUACCGACUUAAACUAUUCAAAGAUGAAAGUUUAUAAAAAAACCCUGAAUUAUUUAUUUUUUCUUACUUGGGAUAUUUUCUCAAAUUAUGCACAGUCAAAUAUUUUUGAAAUUAUGUUGAAUUUUUCGUCAUUUCAAUUUUUCAAGUUCCUGAGUAAAGAAUAAGUUUUCCAAUUAAAAAAAUUGAAUUAUGUACUAAAAUGACUUCUAGUCCUUAUGCACUUUGAAUUGUUCUUAAUAUAUAAUAAGCAUCCAUUAUAACUGAUCACUUUCUUUUCAUUCCUAUUUUAUUAUUAUUAUUUCUCUAAUUUUUAAUCAAAUAUAAAGUCUCCUUUGAGAUAAUUUUACCGCAAUUUAAUUUUUAUUAUGAUUUCAUUAAUUUUGUUCGUGAAUGAAUAUAAAUUUUUAUGGGAUUUUCAUGUUGAAAAUACUAUACAAAAUUACUAAUAUUUGAAAGCUCCAUCUAGAAUAUGGAUAGAUGAAAGUAAUAUUUCUGUUUGAAAUCUGAAAUUAGCCUUUUCAUAUUGAUGUUCAAUAUCAUUGAACUGAUUGUGACAAAAAUUUUUAUUUGUUGGACGUUUUAUUUUAAAAAUUUACAUAAAACUUAAUGAACAGUGAUCAUAUCAUUAGAUUAGGUGGUUUUAAAUAUCUGAACUGUAAAGUAACACAACUUUACAAUAUAAUACAGAGACAUAUCUAUAUUUUGCUUUCAAAUAUUUUGUUGUUUUCAAAUUUAUUAUUGAAAAAAUUCAUAAAAAAUCAAAAUCAAUUUUUUUGAUGUAUAUCUAGAAUAACCCAUGUUUGCACUAUGAGGAUAAUGAAAAAUUACAUAUCCCUCUCAUAUUUCAAGCAGAACGUUAUUUACUACAUGAAUGCAACUACAAUUGGGCCAUUGAUUGUUGUUAGGUAUGCAUUUUCAGUUACAGUGAUGUUUAAAAAAGUCAAAAAUAAACGAAAUAACUUAUGA
Harmonia axyridis is the source of this 5291-nucleotide messenger RNA. RefSeq names its product dystroglycan 1-like. Bases 312 to 4181 code for a protein of 1289 amino acids. The record is from RefSeq and is a predicted model, not a curated record. The transcript is spliced from 13 exons. Gene Ontology annotation, molecular function: laminin binding; calcium ion binding. Gene Ontology annotation, cellular component: dystroglycan complex; dystrophin-associated glycoprotein complex; sarcolemma. Lineage: Eukaryota; Metazoa; Arthropoda; Insecta; Coleoptera; Coccinellidae. Gene Ontology annotation, biological process: nerve development; morphogenesis of an epithelium; axon guidance.